AUGGACACCCCCGUCCUCAACCAGCUGCUUCGCCAGCUAUUCAGGCAUCCAGCAUGUCAAUCCCUGCGACAGUCACCCAUCGCAUUAUCGAGAGGACAAACUCGCUCGUUCCUCACCCGGCGCAAUCCCAAUGUCAAACGCAAGCCGCAAGAUGCUAGCAUGCUUUGGCUAAAACGAGCAGACAUAAACAAGAACAUCGAUGAAGAAUACAAGACAUAUCCAACAGUCACCGCCAAGGAGCUGCGCAACCGGCGAGAGCGGCCGCGGCAGGUGAAAAUGUUGACACGCGAGUUCAUUGACGACAGUCUUUAUAACCCGUACUAUGGAUAUUUCUCGAAGCAUGCGACUAUUUUCACACCGGGCGAGCCAUUCGACUUCAACAAUAUCGAUGAUGGACCAGCUUUCCAUGGACUUGUGGGUGAGCGGUACACGGAAUUCGAGAACCGGCUCGAUGAAAUCAAGCCUGACAUUGCGCGUCAGCUUUGGCAUACUCCGACAGAACUUUUCAAGCCGUAUUAUGGCGAGACAAUUGCCAGAUACCUUGUUUCGAACUACAAGCUCACCCUAUACCCUUACCACGACCUGAUCAUCUACGAGAUGGGUGCCGGUAACGGUACAAUGAUGAUGAACAUCCUGGAUUUCAUUCGUGAUACCGAUUAUGAAGUGUACCAGCGCACCAAGUUCAAGAUUAUCGAAAUUUCGCCCGCACUAGCCGAUCUCCAAUUCAAGAAUUUGACAGAUGCUCUCGAUUCCCGAGGACACCGAGACCGCGUCGAGAUUAUCAACAAGUCAAUCUUCGAUUGGGACACAUACGUACACUCGCCAUGUUUCUUCCUUGGUCUUGAAGUUUUCGACAAUUUCGGUCAUGACACCAUCCGUUAUGAUUGCGCUACCGAGAUGCCCCAACAAGGCGGCGUGCUUAUCGAUGGCAACGGCGAGUUCCACGAGUUUUACAACACUCAAUUAGAUCCAGUUGCAGCACGCUUCCUUCGCGUGCGCCAGGCUGCUGCCCGACGCCCUUUCCCCAGUCCCCUUGGCCCUCGCGUCCUCCGUGGUCUCCGGUCUACGGCGCCCUUCCGCAAAAGCCAUUCUCUCCCCGAGUACAUCCCGACUCGUCUCAUGCAGUUCUUUGAUGUGCUUAACCAGUACUUCCCUGCUCACCGUCUCGUGGCGAGUGAUUUCAGUUCCUUGCCGGAUGCUGUGCCUGGAUUGAACGCCCCAGUUGUUCAGACGAGAUAUCAGCGGCAGACAGUACCGGUGACGACGCCUUUUGUUCACCAAGGAUACUUUGAUAUCUUCUUCCCUACUGACUUUAACGUUGUCGAAGAUAUGUACCGUGCCGUGACCGGCAAGUUGACCCAGGUGAUGAGCCAUGAAGACUUCAUGGAACGCUGGGCUUACAUUGAGGACACGGAGACUCGGAAUGGCGAGAACCCGCUUCUGAGCUGGUACAAGAAUGCUAGCAUGCUGAUGACUGUGUAG
This is a messenger RNA of Penicillium verhagenii, 1482 nucleotides long. Its product is annotated as class I SAM-dependent methyltransferase. Gene Ontology annotation, molecular function: protein-arginine omega-N symmetric methyltransferase activity. Bases 1 to 1482 code for a protein of 493 amino acids. The record is from RefSeq and is a predicted model, not a curated record. The transcript has 3 exons. Lineage: Eukaryota; Fungi; Ascomycota; Eurotiomycetes; Eurotiales; Aspergillaceae. Gene Ontology annotation, cellular component: mitochondrion.